UUAUUCAUUUCAUUACUCUGGACGACAUUGUACGCACAAUAUUCGAACUAAUUUGUAUUAUGUAUAUUUUAUGAAACAAAAUGUUUAAGACGGAGAUUCUACUCGGCGUUGUUGCCUUGUCCAUCGGCUUAGUUCACUCACUGUGCUCUGAUUGUGACGAGAAUCCAGCUGACUCAUGGGAUUUUGUUAUCUCCAGUGAGGGCCAACUAGAGUUCUACAGUAACCAAACCAAAACGAACAGCGAAGGCACUGACUUUUGGGAGCUUUCUGCUUUGGCUUACGAUGCUGUCAACAACGUGCUGUUCUUCGUCGACAGGGGAAACGACAACACAACCAUAUUCAGCUUUAAUUUAACAACAAAGAAGUUCCAGCCCUUAACCAAGAAAAAGCAGCUCGAGAACGUAGAGAGUAUGGCCUUUGAUCCCGUCAAAAGAAUGCUUUUCUGGACUGACACAAUGGAAAGAAGCAUAUUCUGGAUGUCAUUGAUGCCAGACUCCGAAAACGAUGGCAAUGGCCACCUUUUGAUCAAAAUGAAACAUUAUACUCCAGAAUUGAUUGCCGUCGAUAGCUGCAGAGGAUACAUUUACUGGACAUCUGUCCAGCACAAUUCAAUGGCAUCGAUAGAAAGAUCCAAAUUUGAUGGUUCAGAGAGGGAGGUUAUUGUUCACACUGAUCUCUAUAUGCCAAGGGGCCUAGCCAUCGACCAAAGAACUAAGAGAUUAUAUUGGGCAGAUGAAAAAGAGGGCGAACGUUUUUCCAUAGAAAGUUCCAACCUAGAAGGAGAGGACAGGCAGAUAUUGCUAAAUGGCUCUCAUCUACGACUAAUAAAUACUUUAACAGUAUCAGAGGACUGGAUCUACUGGGUCGAUUUGGGGUUUUACAACACCGUCUGGAAAUUGGCAAAGGACAAACAAAACGUUGAACCUAUGCUAGUGGUCACGCUCUCAAAAAACACUUUUGGUGUAGUUGCGAAUUACGGAAUCCCUGAGUGUGAGACUUUGCCCAGAACGUUGCCAAAUAAAGCAGCGAAAUUCAACAACUCUAGGAAUGCAUUGCUGGCCCUUGUACUUUAUUUUUGUAUUUUUACUGUGCCUUUUCACUUUUAUUAGUACAGCCGGGUUGGAGGGCGCGCCGUGAUAAAAUCCUAUGAUCCUAUGGAUGAUUUUAGAUGACAAAUUACUUAUGCUUAUCGCGUAAAAUCGAUAAAAUCGCGCGAUUGAAGCUAAGCAUCCCUGGUAUGUUCAUGUGGAUAACUGUGUUGGUUGUGUAUAAUUACUUUAAACUGUUUGAAUUGUAAUUUUUAUUAUAGUUACUAUCUGUUGUCAAUAAAAUAAA
Molecule: messenger RNA, 1335 nt
Organism: Ostrinia furnacalis (Asian corn borer)
Lineage: Eukaryota; Metazoa; Arthropoda; Insecta; Lepidoptera; Crambidae
Product: protein cueball-like
Exons: 3
Coding region: 81-1109 (342 amino acids)
Biological process (GO): canonical Wnt signaling pathway
Cellular component (GO): plasma membrane
Molecular function (GO): Wnt-protein binding; Wnt receptor activity
Source: RefSeq, a predicted model, not a curated record